Molecule: messenger RNA, 1473 nt
Organism: Schistocerca cancellata (South American locust)
Lineage: Eukaryota; Metazoa; Arthropoda; Insecta; Orthoptera; Acrididae
Exons: 8
Coding region: 36-1292 (418 amino acids)
Cellular component (GO): extracellular matrix
Source: RefSeq, a predicted model, not a curated record
GCAGAAAAGGUAACCACACGGGACAAGUCACAAGCAUGGCCCGCAAUCAGAUGUGUGCGGCGAUGAUGCUGCUGGCGGUGGCCGCCAUGUGCGAGAGGGCACUGGCUGGAGGGUACGCGCACUCCUACGCCCACCAGACUGGGCCCGUGGUGGGUCCCGCCCACGCCGUCACCGUCGGAGGGUACGGCGGACACGGCGGCUACGGCGGUCACGGCCACGGGCACAGCGUGGACUAUGUCGCUUACCCGAAGUACGAGUUCGAAUACGGGGUGUCCGACGGGCACACAGGGGACCACCACUCCCAGAAGGAGCACCGCGACGGAGACGUGGUGACUGGCGAGUACUCGCUCAAGGAGGCGGACGGCAGCGUGCGCACCGUCAAGUACCACGCCGACAAGUCCGGCUUCCACCCCGUCGUGCACCACUCGCACCACGCUGAACUCGCGGACUUUAUCAUCGAGUCUGAGGAGCGAGCAGGUGGCGUCAAUCAGCCUUGUCCUGAACAAGUUCCAUUACCUGGUAUAUCACACGGCAUUGCCCGUGUUCGGCGAGCGGCGGUUGCAGGCGCGGGGCUCGGGGGUGGGCGAGGACACGCCCCACCUUGCAUCGCACCGAUCACCGCAGCUCGACACGCCGCGGCGGCGCCGGUGGCCCAAACUAUCGGGCGUCCAUGGGCGUCCCAACAAACGGGUAGCAGCACUGGCAGGGGUCCCUCGCAGCGGCCAGCACGUGUGCGCGAAGCUGCAGCUGGCAAGAUCGCCGAAUCUCUGCCUGGGUGCUCGCACUGGCCGCCUACAGCCGCCGCAAGGGGAGCGGUCGCCACCGCCGCUACCCCUCCCGAAGCUGACUGCCCACGACACCGCCAGCGCAAGAUGGUGUUCGCGCUGCUGGUGCUGGCGGCGGCCGCUAGAUGGCAGGAGGUGCUGUGCGGCGGGCACGCGCAUUCUUACGUCCACCAAUCAGCGCCUGUCGUGGGCCCGGGGCAUCCCGUAGAGGUCGACCAUGGUCACGGCCAUGGACAUGGACAUGGACACAGCGUCGACUACGUGGCGUACCCGAAGUACGAGUUCGAGUACGGGGUGUCUGACGGUCACACAGGGGACCACCACUCCCAGAAGGAGCACCGCGACGGAGACGUCGUGACUGGCGAGUACUCGCUCAAGGAGGCGGACGGCAGCGUGCGCACCGUCAAGUACCACGCCGACAAGUCCGGCUUCCACCCCGUCGUGCACCACUCGCACCACGGUGGCAGCGCUGGAGCUGGAGGCUACGAAGGCGAUUAUGGGUACUGAAUACGACUCACCACAUCGAUUCGACAACUAGUUAAUGGCUGUGAGGACGGUACAAAGAUGCUCAUCACUUCACUAAUGACACAAAUCUGCAUGUUAAAAUGUUUAAGAUUAGUUGUUUUCUUAUUUUUGAACAGUGAAUCGUUUUGUAUGCUUAAUAAAUUUGUCUGAUAUAUUAAAACAA